Exophiala dermatitidis NIH/UT8656 is the source of this 2899-nucleotide messenger RNA. Its product is annotated as exocyst complex component 3. Gene Ontology annotation, molecular function: SNARE binding. The transcript has a single exon. Gene Ontology annotation, cellular component: exocyst. The record is from RefSeq and is a predicted model, not a curated record. NCBI's taxonomy places the organism in Eukaryota, Fungi, Ascomycota, Eurotiomycetes, Chaetothyriales, Herpotrichiellaceae. The coding region runs from base 211 to 2523 and encodes 770 amino acids. Gene Ontology annotation, biological process: exocytosis; exocyst localization.
GCGUCAACUGCGCUUCCAUGUGCAACUACAACAUACCUACAGUACGACGCGAUGGACAUUGGCAGCCAUUUGUUCGCGGGCCACAUGUAAUAUCUCCCAGAGGCCGGCACUCUGGGUUCCUUCAUUAUGGCUUACUGAUGGAACAAGAUAUCCGACGGCCCUGCACAUACAACCAAUCGCUCUUCAAACGUGCCCUACUAGUCAUUUACCAUGGCUACCUCCGUGAGUGCGACUACUAGCGGGGGUAUGCCGCGCAUACAAGAUGCGCUACGCACUCCAGAAGACCUGGAAAAGAUUACAGGACUGAAAGCAGAAAUCAGUCGUCGAAAAGGCGACGUGGACGCUCGACUGCGAGAAGGACUGCAAGAGCAUUUGGACAAUACACAAAAUGGCAUGUCGACGUUAUCAGAAGGGCAAAAGCUCGUGGGACAAAUUAAAGAGGAAAUGAAGAGCAUACACGACCUUUGCGAACAGGCGCAGGCCAUCCGGCGCAACUUUCCACAACUCGAUUAUCUCGCGCGGGUACAUCGCAAUUUCGAGGCCACCCGCGCCAUGCAGGCCGGACUUGACAGUUUCGAGAAGGAUUGCGCCUACGUACAGAGACUCCUGGAGGAAGACGAGAACGAUUUGGACGAACAGCGGAACCUGCUAGAGGCACACAUGCGGUUGACGCGACUGCGCGACUUCCGAGACGAAGCGCUGGAUCAGAUCCGAAAAGGCAAGGAUUCCAGUCUGGAGCAAACGCUACUAGACUGGUUUCAGCCGCUGGACAAUGUGGUCGAAAUGUUUGACGAGCACCUGGGCCAUAUUUGCCUUAAUCUCAUGGACCUGGUACAACAAGAUGACCGCGCGGGAAUCAUUGUCCGGCUUGCAAUUGUGAUAGCAUCAGAAGAGAAGAACGAUGCCAGAGUGCGCGCCAUCCAAGACGCCCAAAAGGACCAUCAAGAUCUCGUCAGCAAGUUUACAUCCUUUACAAUCGGCCCCAAGUCCAUCCGUGGCUAUAAAGAGAAAUUCCUUGAAGCGAUCAAGAAUGUUGCUGAGUCAAGAUUCGAGGUGACAAGGGAACAGUUCCAAGCAGAUCCAGAUCGACUGGAUAAACACACCAGGUGGUAUUUUAAUGAUCUCGUCGCCUGCAGAGAUGGCAUGCAGAAGCUGUUUCCGAAGAAAUGGAGGAUAUUCCAGACCUACGUCGACAUUUAUCACAAACAGAUGCACGACUUCCUCAUCUCAUUUGUUGAUGCCGAGGAUCUCCGACCGCCACAGAUGCUCGGCAUCGUCCAUUACGUCGAUCUGUAUUACACCAGAAUGAACAAGAUCGGAGUGCCGUCGGCUCAAUUGAAACCACAUGUCCUGGACUCGCGCGAAGCCGACCUCAUUCGCGAGUACAGAAACAUCAUUACCAAAGCGCUCACUUCAUGGAUGGACAGAAUGUAUGUUUCUGACCGGAAGAAUUUUUUGGCAAGAAGCCCCGAAGCCAUCGAGCAGGACCCGGACGGCCAUUUCCGAACGAAAACCCUAGGUGACAUGUGGCGCAUGUUGCACGAGCAAGCGCAGGCAGCUGGGGAUUCAGCACGCGAAGACGUUGUGGAAGGCGUUAUGAGCGCCAUGUUCACCGCCCUGAAAUCCAGACAACAGCAAUGGGAGAGAUUGAUUGAUGAAGAAGUCGAUCGGUACAAGACCAACCCGACACCCGAACUACUUGAAACGCUACAACCACUACAAGAUUGGCUGUUGGCCAUUGCCAACGACCAGAUCGCCUGCGUCGACGACGCUGCGGGCGAUAUCAUCGACGACCCGACUGCCCAAAAGGGUUAUCUGACGCGAUUCCGCGAAGAUUUCGCCAGAUUGCCCACACCGCCAUCAGCCAAGUUCAUGUCCACGAACGGAACUACCGAGUUAGACGCCCUUCGAGACGGAUAUGUGGAUCUAGCGACUCACUGUAUCAAUUGUUUCGUGCAGCUGAUUUUCCGAGUCGAUUUCCGCACCAUUUUGACAGAGUUGUUCGUCCCCGGUAAAUGGUACGAACAACAAGCCAUGCAGAGAAUCACCACCACGUUCGACGAUUACAUUGGAGACUACAGCUCGGUUCUGCAUCCGUCACUCCUGGACAUUCUGAUCGAAGAGCUCUCGGAUGCCCUGUUGGUGAAUUAUUUGACCGCCAUCAAGUCUAACCGAGGCGUCAAGUUUAGAAGAGGCGAACCCUUCCCUGCCAAAUUCAGGGAUGAUGUUCUUGCCGCGUUUGCUUUCUUUGAAAAAUACCCCGACUCCUUUAAUGAGACCAUCAAACCGAAAUGGAAGGCCGUGAAUUUUACCGUCCAGUUGCUCGAAGCAGAUAAAAUUGAGGUCGUUGCUGUUUACGAGCAGUUCAAGCGCGAAUUUUGGGAUCUUCAAUUGUCUUGGGUUGAGGGUGUGCUCAAGACAAGAGAUGAUUGGGAUCGUGCUAUGAUCACGGCUGUUAAACAGGCUGCCGCUACUACUUAUGCCGAGCGCGGUCUGGACACCGUCAUGAGCAGAGUCAAGUAGGUGGCGACAAACGACAAGAAGGAGUCCUCAAAACACAUAUGUUAGACGAUUAUGAAUGGUGAAAUCGACCCCGGUAGCGCAUAUGAUACCUUAUCCAACUCACCUACGUACUUACCUAUUCUCUAUGUACUACCUUAGAAAUUCUUAUGACUAUGCCAUGUCGUCUGAUUCUUCGGGCUAGAUGAAAGGCAAACAACCCCCCCAAACUUGAAUGUGCAAGAAAGGAUAGGGAAUGGAAUGGAAUGGAAGUGAAGCCGUUGAUUGAGCAAUGAACUGUAGCUGUCUCGCAGAGCCCUGAACAUCUCUGAGUCUCUCUCCUCCGUCGCUGGUAGCUGUGCACUAGAUACAAUAACAUCACAGUCAAAUAGAGUAGUCC